Messenger RNA from Danio aesculapii, 2454 nucleotides. Its product is annotated as protocadherin gamma-A11-like. NCBI's taxonomy places the organism in Eukaryota, Metazoa, Chordata, Actinopteri, Cypriniformes, Danionidae. Gene Ontology annotation, biological process: homophilic cell-cell adhesion. The transcript has 2 exons. Gene Ontology annotation, cellular component: plasma membrane. The coding region runs from base 1 to 2454 and encodes 817 amino acids. Gene Ontology annotation, molecular function: calcium ion binding. The record is from RefSeq and is a predicted model, not a curated record.
AUGUCUUGGGCAUUUAAAAGGCUCUGCUUUGCUGCUGAGAUGUUUGCUCUUUUGUUCUUCGUGCUGAUGGCGCACACCGCUAAUGGAGACGUGAGCUAUUCUUUCCCGGAGGAGAUGAAACGCGGAUCUGUGAUUGGAAAUAUAGCGAAGGAUCUCGGACUUGAUGUGAACAGAUUGUCAUUUCGUAAGGCUCGCAUUGAUACUGAAGGUAAUAGAAAUCGAUUAUGUGACAUUAAUCUGAACACUGGAGAGCUGACCGUAGCAGAGAGAAUCGACAGGGAGGAGAUUUGUAAUGAAGGGCUUUCCUGUGAACUUAAUUUCGAAUUAGUCCUUGAACAUCCAUUACUGAUACAUCGUGUUAAAAUACAAAUACAAGAUAUUAAUGACAACACGCCUACAUUUCCUAAAGAUACAUUAAAGCUUGAGAUUAGUGAGAAUGCCGUGAAAGGCGCGCGGUUCCGCGUUAAAGAGGCUCAUGAUGCAGACAUAGGACAGAAUGCAGUACAAAGAUAUUCGAUUGAACGCAAUAAUCAUUUCGUUUUAUCAGUUAAUUCAAAGCCGGGUGGUGGCAAAAAUAUUGAGUUGGUAUUAGACAAAGAGCUGGACCGUGAGCAGCAGAAAGAGCUGACAUUAAUUCUGACUGCGGUAGACGGCGGGACUCCACCGAGAUCAGGUACUGUAGCCAUACACGUCACUGUGCUGGAUGCUAAUGAUAAUGCUCCAGUCUUUAGUCAGGCCGUCUAUAAAGUCAGUCUGCCUGAAAAUUCUCCUGUAGAUACUGUAGUGGUGACAGUGAGCGCUACUGAUGCUGACGAGGGACAAAAUGGAGAAGUGACGUAUGAGUUUAGUCGUAUUUCAAAAACUGCGAACACCUUAUUUUCUCUAGAUCAAAAAAACGGGGUAAUUAGAGUUAAAGGUCCCAUUGAUUUUGAGGUGGCUGUAAGGUAUGAAAUGCUUAUUGAGGGAAAUGAUGGAUCUGGUCUUUCCUCGGACACUAAAGUAAUUGUUGAAAUUACUGAUGUUAACGACAAUGCCCCAAUUAUUGUAAUUAAAUCACUGAAUAUCCCGAUUCCUGAGAGCGCGUUACCCGGUACCGAGGUUGGCAUCAUUAAUGUGCAGGACAGAGACUCUGAGAAUAACGGACAGGUGCGCUGCUCCAUUCAGCAAAACGUCCCAUUUAAACUCGUGCCUUCAAUCAAAAAUUACUAUUCUCUGGUGACCACAGGUGAAUUAGACCGCGAGCUGCUCUCUGAAUAUAAUAUUACAAUUACUGCUACUGAUGAGGGCUCUCCGCCUUUAUCUUCCACUAAGAAAAUUCACUUGACUGUAGCUGACGUCAAUGAUAAUCCACCUGUAUUUCAGCAGCAGAAUUACAGAGCUCAUGUGCAAGAAAAUAACAAAGCAGGCUCCUCUAUUUGUUCAGUAUCAGCUACAGACCCGGACUGGAGACAGAAUGGCACUGUAGUUUAUUCUCUGUUGUCCUCUGAUGUCAAUGGCGCACCGGUGUCCUCCUUUUUAUCCAUUAACGGAGACACCGGGGUCAUUCAUGCCGUGAGGUCGUUUGAUUACGAGCAGAUGAAAAGUUUCCAAGUGCUCGUGUUAGCCAGAGACAACGGGUCUCCUCCUCUGAGCAGCAACGUGACCGUGAGUGUCUUCAUAUCGGAUGAGAACGACAACUCUCCUCAGAUAUUAUACCCCUCUCCGGAGGGAAACUCCUUCAUGACCGAGAUGGUCCCCAAAGCUGCGCAGGCGCGCUCCCUGGUCUCAAAGGUGAUCGCCGUGGACGCGGAUUCUGGCCAGAACGCGUGGCUCUCGUAUCACAUCAUUAAAGCGACUGAUCCGGGACUUUUCACUAUCGGUGUCCACAGCGGAGAGAUCAGGACGCAGCGGGACAUUUCUGAAUCUGACAGCAUGAAGCAGAACCUUAUUGUGUCAGUCAGAGAUAACGGACAGCCCUCUCUCUCAGCCACGUGCGCACUGUAUUUACUUGUAUCAGAUAACUUGGCUGAAGUGCCAGAACUGAAAGACAUGUCUCAUGACGAGAGCAGCUCCAAACUGACGUUUUAUUUGAUCAUCGCGCUGGUGUCCGUCUCCACUUUCUUCCUGACCUUCAUCAUCAUCAUCCUGGCCGUGAGGUUUUGUCGCAGGAGAAAGCCCAGACUGUUGUUUGAUGGAGCUGUAGCCAUUCCCAGCGCGUAUCUGCCUCCAAAUUACGCAGAGGUGGAGGGCGCGGGAACUCUCUGCAGCGCCUACAAUUACGACGCAUACCUGACCACGGGCUCGCGCACUAGUGACUUCAAGUUCGUCAGAUCUUAUAAUGAUGGCACGCUGACUGCUGACCUGACUCUGAGAAAGACUCAGUCUUCUGUGGAUGAUCUGGAAGGACUGGAUUCAGAAAUCAAUAAUUCCUUUCAGGUUAAUUUCAACUAUUUUUGCCAAUCUCUUCCUGUGUGA